Molecule: messenger RNA, 3214 nt
Organism: Protopterus annectens (West African lungfish)
Lineage: Eukaryota; Metazoa; Chordata; Ceratodontiformes; Protopteridae
Gene: ERLIN1
Product: ER lipid raft associated 1
Exons: 12
Coding region: 255-1313 (352 amino acids)
Biological process (GO): SREBP signaling pathway
Cellular component (GO): endoplasmic reticulum; endoplasmic reticulum membrane
Molecular function (GO): cholesterol binding; ubiquitin protein ligase binding
Source: RefSeq, a predicted model, not a curated record
AAGUCAGUUCCAUGCUGUGUAACAGUGAAAUAUCGCACUUCUUGGAAUGAUAUUCGGAACCCGGAAGUAGAUGCUAUUUACUGUACUGUUCUGUAGUUCUCAUCUGAGAAUUCGGUUUAGAAAAAAAUAACAGACUCUUUGGUUAUUUUCUGGAGUUACAGGGAACCGUUUUAGUAAAAUUGAAAGAGUUUUAGGAAGAAAAACGUUUUGGUGUUGCAGUUCUCAGCAAGGAUACAGUCAACAAAAGAGUGGACAUGGCACAUAUCGGGGGAUUAGUGGCUGCAGCUGUUGCAGCAGUAGCUAUCCUACUUCAUGCAUCCAUUCACAAAAUCGACGAAGGACAUCUCGGAGUUUAUUACAGGGGUGGUGCUCUGUUGCAUAGCCCAAGCCAACCUGGAUAUCAUGUCAUGCUACCAUUUAUCACCAGUUUUAGAUCUGUGCAGACAACACUACAAACAGAUGAGGUAAAAAAUGUGCCCUGUGGAACAAGUGGCGGAGUUAUGAUUUAUUUUGAUAGAAUUGAAGUGGUAAAUAUGCUGGCACCUACUGCAGUGAUCGACAUUGUGAAGAACUAUACUGCUGAUUAUGAUAAAACACUUAUAUUCAACAAAAUUCAUCAUGAACUUAACCAGUUCUGCAGUGUCCACACCCUUCAGGAGGUUUACAUUGAGUUGUUUGAUAUAAUAGAUGAAAAUCUUAAACAGGCUUUGCAGAAAGAUCUGAAUGUCAUGGCCCCUGGACUUACAAUUCAGGCAGUACGUGUCACCAAACCUAAAAUACCAGAAGCCAUAAGACGGAAUUUUGAACUGAUGGAAGCAGAAAAAACAAAACUACUAAUUUCUGCACAGAGGCAAAAGGUGGUUGAAAAGGAAGCUGAAACUGAAAGGAAGAAGGCUAUUAUAGAGGCAGAGAAAAUUGCACAAGUGGCUGAAAUUCAUUAUCAACAGAAGGUUAUGGAAAAGGAAACUGAGAAAAAGAUUUCUGAAAUAGAAGAUGCUGCAUUUUUGGCAAGAGAGAAGGCUAAAGCCGAUGCAGAGUACUACACAUCUCAGAAGGCUGCAGAAUCGAACCGGCUGAAACUCACACCUCAGUAUCUGGAACUGAAGAAGUAUCAGGCAAUUGCUACAAACAGCAAGAUAUAUUUUGGCAACAACAUACCAAACAUGUUUGUGGAUUCCGGUGCCUUUAAACAGAGUAAUGAAUUCAGAACUGCGGAAGAUCCAGGUUUGAACCAGGAGACUGGAACUAAUAUUCGGGAAAAGGAUACAGGAAGAACAGCAAAGACGUCCUCAGAUGCCAAGAAAGCAAAAUGAUGUAUGUGAAUGUCUGCGCAUUAAAUGACCAGCAUGCCCCUGAUGAAUGAUGAAAGGAAUUUUGUCAAGGAUUUAUGCACUACAGGAUUAGCUGAUCCAAUGCUGAAACAGAUUGAGAGCUGCUGCUUAAAUGUAGCAGGUCAUGGCGAAGUUAAUUAUAUUUCACAGCUAUUUUACUUAAACUACAGAUUGUACUUUAAUGGCUUGCAAAGCACUGAUCUUACCAGAUGUUGAAGCACUAAAGUUUGUAUGCGUGUGGAAGCAUUAUUAGUGCAAGUUUACCAGGUAUCACGGCACUGAGAAGAAUCCAUUACUUUUAAUAUUUAUAUCUGAUGUCACCUUUUUCUAGCUUCUGUUGUUGAAUGACCUCUGCUUCAGUUUAAUACAAGCACCAAAUAAACCCACUGAAGUGGCUUGGUAUCACUUGUUAAAACGAAAAAAAAAAAAAAAAAAGAGCCACAUGAAUUUUACUGCAACAUUUACAGUUAUUGGUUAUGACUGUGACAUGAUGCUUUUAGAUUUGGGUUGUAAAAAGGUGUGCAGUUCUACAUUAAUUGUUUUUCAUCAUUGCUUCAGUGAUUCACUACUUUUCAACAAAAAGUUCCAACAUACUGGCUUAAAUGUCAAGACUAGACUGUUCAGUUUAGGGAAGAAAAAUUAUACCUUUACUCAUGUUUUUUUAUUCAACGCUUUAUAACACCAUGUAGUACUUGGUUAGUCUAGUCGUGGCAUUUUGUGUUGGUUGUCCUUCCCUUCACAUAGUGUACAUAAUUAUUUUAUGACACAUUUAAUAUCACUUCUUAUGGCUGUUUUAAUUGUUGUAAUAUUUAUCUUUCCGUGGAUAUCAGUGGAUUUUUCCUUUGUGUGAUGGUGGUGAUGGCCCCUUUAUUUUUUAUAACAAAAGGUUUUGUGGGUCAGGAAAUAUGGUGCUUGUAAUGGCUUAAGUGCCUUAUGUAUAGUGUACUGUAAAGUUUUUUUCAUGCUUGGGAGAGGCUCAUGUGCUUAUAAGCAUUUUAUCUUUUUCCUAUUUCUUCUUCUUUCGAGCACAGUCAGUUUGAGACGGCCUGCUUAAUAAGAUCAGAAUUACUGGUUUGUCUGGUAAAUCACCUUUAAGAAGUAACAGUCAAAUCUUGUGAUUGGUUGUGCUUGCUGUCCUUAGAAUGUAUAUUGUAUAUGGGGUGCAAUAACAAUGUUUAUUUUUUUGAGAUGCCUUGAAGAGCAAAAUCAGUGACUGCUGAUACUGAACUGUGGAGAAAUGUUCCUAGCUGUUACAAGGUAAUAACCCCUAGAGUAGACAAAAUAAUAGAAACUGCCAUGCCACUGCCAUAUGUUACUGCGACAAUAAUCACACUUGUGGGUAAGGCAAAUUUUAACAACUGAUCACAGCAUUUUGGCACAAUUGUAACAUAGUAUGUCCAGAAGUUGCCAACUGACAAUAUAAUAAAAAAAUGUGCAAAUGCUGCAGGAGGGAGAUAUACCACUUAAUCACCCCCUCUCCUUCUUUCACUGUCACAAAAAAUGACUGCACUUCUGACAAGUACAUUUUCAACACUCAAAAGUUUCUAACAGAGUGAAUUCAAAUGUCAUCAGUCGUUGUUACAAGUCAGGAUUUUCUAGCCUUUCUCACUAGAGAUGUAUUAUAUAAAACUGUUAUUUUACUGCCAUGUAAGUAGUGAAGAGUAUUGUUUACUUAUAUAUCCUUCUUGUCUUGGAAUAUGGAACCUAAUAUGCAUUUUUACCUUGAGUGAAUUACUUCAGUUCCUAGCAUUUUACAAAAUCUCAUGCAUUUAUAGAUGUAAGGUCUUGUAAGAUGUUUGUUUGUCUUUCGACUUUUCCCGGUUAGAGGUCGCCACAGCAGAACUCCGGUCUGCUAAUCAUUGGCAGUUGGUUUUUAUGGUGUC